Molecule: messenger RNA, 1445 nt
Organism: Scatophagus argus
Lineage: Eukaryota; Metazoa; Chordata; Actinopteri; Scatophagidae
Gene: bloc1s1
Product: biogenesis of lysosomal organelles complex-1, subunit 1
Exons: 4
Coding region: 409-789 (126 amino acids)
Biological process (GO): endosomal transport
Cellular component (GO): BLOC-1 complex
Source: RefSeq, a predicted model, not a curated record
AAAAUCACAGGGUCUUAUUUUUCACACGAUUACUUGUAAUCAUUUUCGCACUUUUAUUUUGAAGGCUAAAAAGGAUGACGUUAGUGAUAUUGACAUCAACAAAACACCAUUGCAAUUACAAAAUAAAGAGUACUACCGUGCUUUUAAACUGUAAUGUACAAGCUGGUCUGAUUCCUACACCGUGUGUAUCGUUAAUUAAUAACACAACUGUAAUAACUGAUGAUGAUAAAUGGCGCUAUGAGAGUCGCCAUUUUGGGCACGCCCACUUCUGUUGUUCUCGAGUUUGGUCUCGUGAUAGAGGCUACGGUAGUCAGUUUUUAGUCUGCAAACGUUUCGGUUUAUAAAAGUCAUGUCAUCCGGCUAGCUAGAAGAAAAUAAAAGCAUUUGUGAACUUCUUAGAGACCGUUAAUGAUGUUGUCUCGUCUACUAAAGGAGCACCAGGCAAAGCAAAAUGAGCGAAAGGAGCUGCAGGAGAAGCGCAGGCGUGAAGCUAUUUCCGCAGCCACCUGUCUGACAGAAGCCCUGGUGGACCACCUCAAUGUUGGAGUUGCCCAGGCAUACGUAAACCAGCGCAAACUCGACCAUGAGGUGAAGACUCUUCAAGUGCAGGCGAGCCAGUUUUCCAAACAAACUGCUCAGUGGAUCAGUAUGGUGGAGGGUUUCAAUCAGGCUCUUAAGGAAAUUGGUGAUGUAGAGAACUGGGCCCGCAGUAUUGAGAUGGACAUGAGGACCAUUGCCACAGCACUGGAGUACGUACACAAGGGCCAUCUUCAGUCUGUUUCCUCGUAAAUUUCGUGAUGGGAUGUUUACAGCUGAAACCUCAUCCACUGAUAUGAAACAGAAAUCCAGUUGACUCCUAUCAGCAAACAUGCAAGCAGCGGUGCCUCUGCAUGCCCUUUGAAGAGACCUAAUGUCAGUGGUUACAGUGAAACUCUUUAACUGCACGUCUGCAUUACUAUUUAAGUUCUUGUGUGAGCUCCCAUGUUAAUCAGCACAAGUCCACAAUGAUACUGGAGUUUAGACAUAAAGCUUGGGUUUAAAAUGAAAUAAGUCUAACAUCUAUUUAGUUGUUACUUCAGUCAGCAAAUAACUUUUGGCAAUUGGUAAUUGAAUAAUUUGGGUAAAAAAUAAAAGUCAGUAUGUUUGUGUUUUAUUUUUAAUGUUUUAAUGUAACAGUACUGAGGGGCCUCAGGCAAAUUGCCACCUGUCUCCAUGUCUGUAGUUUCUCCUGAAAGCAGCUUUUGAGCACCUGAUAUCUGAAUUGUCAUAUAUGUCUAUGUUUAUACAUUGUAAUGUCUGUGUACAUUGAUAACUGUACAGUUUUUUUCCAGACAACUUGACUUAAAAUUUUGUUACCAUUAAGUGAUGGAACAUUAUUUUUAAUAAAGUUACAAAUGCACUGGUGUUUUCAUAUGAACCAAGGCUAAAUAAAAAGUGUACAUGUA